AUGAAUCCUGUUUUAAAUUGGUUUAAACCACGAUGGCGUUUAUUAAUUGUUUUACUAACACCAUUAGUCUUUCUUCCCAUACCACUUGUUGGCAGAUCUUCUCAAGCAAGAUGUGGUUAUAUUGUAAUUAUUUUAACUAUUUAUUGGGUUUUUGAAGCAAUACCAUUACCGGUGACUUCCCUAUUACCACUUGCUCUUUUUCCGAUGGCUGGUGUUUUAACUGCUGAACAUGUAGCACCACAUUAUUUUAAAGAUAUAAUUACAUUGUUCUUUGGAAGUAUGUCACUUGCUUAUGCUGUUGAAUCUGUUAAUCUUCAUCGACGAAUUGCAUUAUUGUCCUUUUCAAUUAAUUUUAAUAUGCUUAGGUCUAUGGCUGGUUUAAUGGGAGUAACUGCUUUUCUUUCAAUGUGGAUUAAUAAUUCAGCAGCAGCAUCGAUUAUGUUGCCCGUAGCAUUAGCAAUUACAGAUGAACUUGAAAGUCAUAGUAAAGGCUCUCAAGAAAAGAAAAAUCGUAUUAAAGAAGCCACAGUUGCCGUGAAUGAAAUGGUUGAUAUAUCUAAACCAGAAUUCAAUAAUGAACAUUCAACAGAAGUCAGUUUAGAUCAAUUACAUAUAGAAGAACCAAAACCACCAAUUCCUACAAUAUUAAAAAAACGUUUUCAAUUGCCAUGGAAAAAUCGAAAUCUACUUGUAUCUGUAGAAUCACACGAACAAAAAUAUGCAAAAAUAAGAAAAGGUUUUCUUCUUUCUGUUGCUUAUUCAGCAACUAUUGGUGGUUUAUCUAGUUUAGUUGGUACAGCACCUAAUAUUUUUGUUAAAGGUUUUGCUGAUAGUCAAUACAAAAAUACUGCAUUUCGUAUAAAUUUUCUUAAUUUUCUUCUCUUUGCACUUCCAGUGGCAUUAUUAAUGCUUGUUUUAUGUUGGUUAUGGUUACAAAUUUAUUAUAAUUUCAAAGAACUAUUUCAAUUUCGUGUCGAUGAAGCAACUAAAGCAGCACAAGCGGAUUUAAAAGCAAUGUUAAUUCAACAAUAUAGGGAUCUUGGAAAACCAAAAUGGAGUGAAUUAUCUGUUGCAAUUGUUUUUGUUUGUAUGAUUAUUUUAUGGGUAACAAAGGAUUUUUCCGGUACACCUGGAUGGGAAGUUAUAUUUCAAGAUGAUUAUAUAAGUGAUGGAACAGUAGCUAUACUCUGUGGAAUACUACCAUUAAUUUUACCGAAUGCAAAUCCUUUAAACAAGGAUUGGAAAUAUGAACCAAUAAUUGGAUGGAAAAAUUUAGCACAACAUAUGCCAUGGGGUGCUCUAAUAUUACUUGGUGCUGGUCUUUCUGUUGCAUCAGCUUUUCAAGCUUCAAAAUUAUCAGAAAGUGUUGCACGAGCACUUCGAUUUCUAGCUGGUAUACCGCAAGCAGCUGUUAUUUUAUUAAUUAUUAUUAUUAGUGGUCUAUUUACGGAAGUAACAUCAAAUUUAAGUACAGCAAGUAUCUUCUUUCCAGUUCUUGAUUCAGUAGCACGUACGUCAGGUAUGCAUCCAGCAUUUCUUAUUCUUCCUUGUACAUUAGCAGUUUCAUUGGCUUUUAUGUUACCUAUUGCGACACCGCCAAAUGCUAUUGUUUUUGCUAGUGGUACGAUUCGUGUGAUUGAUAUGGUAAAAACUGGUAUUGUUAUGAAUAUCAUUGGCUUUUUGGUUAUUUUUUUUGCUGCAACGACUUGGAUGCCAAAAAUUUAUGGAUUGAAUGAUAAAGCAACGGAAAUAUUUUUUAGUAUCAAUACAACAUUAAACAAUCCAGGAUUAUAUAAUGGAACCGUUUAA
This is a messenger RNA of Rotaria sp. Silwood2, 1809 nucleotides long. The record is from the annotation of a GenBank genome assembly. Lineage: Eukaryota; Metazoa; Rotifera; Eurotatoria; Philodinida; Philodinidae.